This is a messenger RNA of Helicoverpa zea (corn earworm), 6292 nucleotides long. RefSeq names its product mucin-19-like. The transcript is spliced from 2 exons. The record is from RefSeq and is a predicted model, not a curated record. Lineage: Eukaryota; Metazoa; Arthropoda; Insecta; Lepidoptera; Noctuidae. The coding region runs from base 143 to 6208 and encodes 2021 amino acids.
AGAGGACUAAAACAUCUAAACAAAUUUUAACGAACGAGCUCAUACGAAACACAAGUUACACAUACAUUGAAGUGUGAAACGAACGAAUUUCGCGUUAAAUGAAAGUUAAUAAUAACACAAAAAUAAACAACACCUGUUCAAAAUGAGGAUCAUUUAUUUACUUCUCCUUGUGUCCUUGUUUUGUCUGGUGAGCGCGAAAUAUUUGCCAGAUGAAAAUGCUUCAAGCAUUUUGCUAAGGCAGCGAAGAUCUGCAUCAGAUGAAUCAAAUACUUCGACAGAAGAAACUGAAGAAGACAACACCAAUGAGAACGAUGACGAUUCAUGGGAGCGCAAACAAGUCGAAGAGCAGUUAAAACUUCAAGAGAAAAGAGAUAAAGCAGAACGAAAACGAUUAGAAAAAGAACGGAAAUUGCAAGAAAAACAAGAAGAGCAGCAACGUAAACUUCAGGAAAAAUUGGCAAAAGAAGAACUUAAGCGACAGGAAGAAGAAAUUAAAAGGCAAGAAAAAUUGGCAAAGGAAGAGCUUAAACGCCAAGAACAGGAAAUAAAGAGACAAGAAAAAUUGGCAAAAGAAGAGCGUAAGCGUCAGGAGCAAGAAUUAAAAAGACAAGAAAAACUAGCCAAAGAGGAGCGUAAACGACAGGAACAAGAGCUAAAGUUACAAGAAAAACUUGCAGAAGAAGAACGCAAACGUGAAGAAGAAGUCCAAGAACAGCUAGAAGAUAUUCAAAAGAAAGCUGAGGAAGACACAAAACCAGUGAUUGACAACUCUGUGGAGUCGACAGAAGAAAAUGACCAAACGGAUUUGGAAGAUAUUUGGAAAAGUUAUGUGUAUUCCAAGUACGGUUUAUCUGCUAACAGCAGCGAAUUGGAAAAAGAUGCUGCAAUCAACAGAUAUAUCGUAGAUGAACUUGGUGUUAAUGUUAAUAGUACUAAAGCCGAAUACCGCCAAGCCGUUUUACAACUGGUACAAAAUAGAUUAUUAAAUAACUCGGCUUUACAAGACGGUUUCCAUAGCUACCUGGUCAGUCAUGUAAAUGCUGUAUAUAUCCAGCGGCUAAGUGCAGAAUUAGAAACUAAGAUAGCUGAAUUAGAUAAUGAUACAGCACUCCUGCAAAAUAUAAGUUUACCUUGGGUAACUCAGGCGAAGCAAUCUAUAGAACAAAAGAGAACAAUUCUCCAAACUGUUGUUCAAUUUUUAUCUAAUGUUUUACCUAGUUGGAUAACUGGAGGACAAGCCUCUUCACCUAGUGCUAAUGUUCCAAAUGCAGGCUCAUCUGCUGCUACCGUUUCUGGUUCAUCUUCUUCUACCGCUGCUGUUGCCCAAGGAUCUACUUCCACUAAUGAUGUAUCCGGGAAUGCUUUAGGUACAAGUGCUUCUACAGGUAACAGUGUUUCGGUAAAUGAUAUUUCUGCUCCCUCCGUACCCGCUGCCUCUGACGCUAGCACCUCAGUAGCUGGCUCAUCUGCACCCGCUGCCUCUGAUGCCAGUGCCUCAGCAGCUGGCUCAUCUGCCCCCGCUGCCUCUGACGCUAGCGCCUCAGUAGCUGGCUCAUCUGGACCCGCUGCCUCUGACGCUAGCGUCUCAGUAGCUGGCUCAUCUGGACCCGCUGCCUCUGACGCUAGCGCCUCAGUAGCUGGCUCAUCUGGACCCGCUGCCUCUGACGCUAGCGCCUCAGUAGCUGGCUCAUCCGCCCCCGCUGCCUCUGACGCUAGCGCCUCAGUAGCUGGCUCAUCUGCCCCCACUGCUUCUGACGCUAGCGCCUCAGUAGCUGGCUCAUCUGGACCCGCUGUCUCUGAUGCCAGUGCCUCAGUAGCUGGCUCAUCUGGACCCGCUGCCUCUGAUGCCAGUGCCUCAGUAGCUGGCUCAUCUGCCCCCGCUGCUUCUGACGCUAGCGCCUCAGUAGCUGGCUCAUCUGGACCCGCUGCCUCUGAUGCCAGUGCCUCAGUAGCUGGCUCAUCUGCCCCCGCUGCCUCUGACGCUAGCGCCUCAGUAGCUGGCUCAUCUGCCCCCGCUGCCUCUGACGCUAGCGCCUCAGUAGCUGGCUCAUCUGCCCCCGCUGCCUCUGACGCUAGCGCCUCAGUAGCUGGCUCAUCUGGACCUGCUGCCUCUGACGCUAGCGCCUCAGUAGCUGGCUCAUCUGCCCCCGCUGCCUCUGACGCUAGCGCCUCAGUAGCUGGCUCAUCUGCCCCCGCUGCCUCUGAUGCUAGUGCCUCAGUAGCUGGCUCAUCUGGCCCCGCUGCCUCUGACGCUAGCGCCUCAGUAGCUGGCUCAUCUGCCCUCGCUGCCUCUGAUGCUAGUGCCUCAGUAGCUGGCUCAUCUGCCCCCACUGCCUCUGAUGCUAGUGCCUCAGUAGCUGGCUCAUCUGCCCCCGCUGGCGCUGACGCUAGCGUCUCAGUAGCUGGCUCAUCUGCCCCCGCUGCCUCUGAUGCUAGAGCCUCAGUAGCUGGCUCAUCUGCCCCCACUGGCGCUGACGCUAGCGCCUCAGUAGCUGGCUCAUCUGCCCCCGCUGCCGCUGACGCUAGCGCCUCAGUAGCUGGCUCAUCUGCCCCCGCUGGCGCUGACGCUAGCGCCUCAGUAGCUGGUUCAUCUGCCCCCGCUGCCUCUGACGCUAGCGCCUCAGUAGCUGACUCAUCUGCACCUGCAGCUGCUGUUGCAAGCAACUCUGUAUCUGUUUCAUCUGGACCCGCCGCCGCAGAUGCUAGCAUCUCAGGAGAUGCUCAGUCAGCCCAAGCCUCCACUGAUGCUGUCAACGCAGUAGUUGUUCCAGCCGCUGCUGACGCAUCCAACUCAGUAGUUGUUGCAUCUGAACCUGCCGCCGCUGACGCGUCCAACAACGUCCAAGUAGUUGUUGUUUCUGAGCCCGCCGCUGCUGAUGCUUCGAGCUCAGUAGUUGUUGUUUCUGAGCCCGCCGCUACUGAUGCUUCGAGCUCAGUAGCUGUCGCAUCUGAACCCGCCGCUGCUGAUGCAUCAAGCUCAGUAGUUGUUGCAUCUGAACCCGCCGCUGCUGACACAUCGAGCUCAGUAGUUGUUGCAUCUGAACCCGUUGCCGCAGAUGGUUCAAACUCAGUAGUUGUUGCAUCUGAACCCGCCGCUGCUGACGCAUCGAGCUCAGUAGCUGUCGCUUCUGAACCCGCCGCCGCUGAUGGUUCAAACUCAGUAGUUGUUGCAUCUGAACCCGCCGCUGCUGACGCAUCGAGCUCAGUAGUGGUUGCAUCUGAACCCGCCGCUGCUGACGCAUCGAGCUCAGUAGAUGUUGCAUCUGAACCCGCCGCUGCUGACACAUCGAGCUCAGUAGUUGUUGCAUCUGAACCCUCCGCUGCUGAUGCAUCUAGCUCAGUAGUUGUCGUUUCUGAACCCGUUGCCACAGAUGGUUCAAACUCAGUAGUUGUUGCAUCUGAACCCGCAGCUGCUGACGCAUCGAGCUCAGUAGCUGUCGCUUCUGAACCCGCCGCUGCUGACGCAUCGAGCUCAGUAGCUGUCGCUUCUGAACCCGCCGCCGCUGACGGUUCAAACUCGGUAGUUGUUGCAUCUGAACCCGCCCCUGCUGAUGCAUCUAGCUCAGUAGUUGUCGCAUCUGAACCCGCCGCUGCUGAUGCAUCUAGCUCAGUAGUUGUUGCAUCUGAACCCGCCCCUGCUGAUGCAUCUAGCUCAGUAGUUGUCGCUUCUGAACCCGUUGCGGCAGAUGGUUCAAACUCAGUAGUUGUUGCAUCUGCACCCGUUGCCGCUGAUGCAUCAAGCUCAGUAGUUGUUGUAUCUGAACCCGCCCCUGCUGAUGCAUCGAGAUCAGUAGCUGUCGCUUCUGAACCCGCCGCCUCUGACGCAUCGAGCUCAGUAGUUGUUGCAUCUGAACCCGCCCCUGCUGAUGCAUCGAGCUCAGUUGCUGUCGCUUCUGAACCCGCUGCCGCUGACGGUUCAAACUCAGUAGUUGUUGCAUCUGAACCCGCCUCUGCUGAUGCAUCAAGCUCAGUAGUUGUUGCAUCUGAACCCGCCCCUGCUGAUGCGUCAAGCUCAGUAGUUGUUGCAUCUGAACCUGCCCCUGCUGAUGCGUCAAGCUCAGUAGUUGUUGCAUCUGAACCCGCCGCUGCUGACGCAUCGAGCUCAGUAGCUGUCGCUUCUGAACCCGCCGCUGCUGACGCAUCGAGCUCAGUAGCUGUCGCUUCUGAACCCGCCGCUGCUGACGCAUCGAGCUCAGUAGCUGUCGCUUCUGAACCCGCCGCCACUGACGGUUCAAACUCAGUAGUUGUUGUAUCUGAACCCGCCCCUGCUGAUGCAUCGAGCUCAGUAGCUGUCGCUUCUGAACCCGCCGCCGCUGACGCAUCGAGCUCAGUAGUUGUUGCAUCUGAACCCGCCCCUGCUGAUGCAUCUAGCUCAGUAGUUGUCGCUUCUGAACCCGUUGCCGCAGAUGGUUCAAACUCAGUAGUUGUUGCAUCUGAACCCGUUGCCGCUGAUGUAUCAAGCUCAGUAGUUGUUGCAUCUGAACCCGCCGCUGCUGACGCAUCGAGCUCAGUAGCUGUCGCUUCUGAACCCGCCACUGCUGACGCAUCGAGCUCAGUAGCUGUCACUUCUGAACCCGCCGCCACUGACGGUUCAAACUCAGUAGUUGUUGUAUCUGAACCCGCCCCUGCUGAUGCAUCGAGCUCAGUAGCUGUCGCUUCUGAACCCGCCGCCGCUGACGCAUCGAGCUCAGUAGUUGUUGCAUCUGAACCCGCCCCUGCUGAUGCAUCUAGCUCAGUAGUUGUCGCUUCUGAACCCGUUGCCGCAGAUGGUUCAAACUCAGUAGUUGUUGCAUCUGAACCCGUUGCCGCUGAUGCAUCAAGCUCAGUAGUUGUUGCAUCUGAACCCGCCGCUGCUGAUGCAUCGAGCUCAGUAAUUGUUGUAUCUGAACCCGCCCCUGCUGAUGCAUCGAGCUCAGUAGCUGUCGCUUCUGAACCCACCGCCGCUGACGCAUCAAACUCGAUUGUUGUUGCAUCUGAACCCGCCCCUGCUGAUGCGUCAAGCUCAGUAGUUGUUGCAUCUGAACCCGCCGCUGCUGAUGCGUCAAGCUCAGUAGUUGUUGCAUCUGAACCCGCCCCUGCUGAUGCGUCAAGCUCAGUAGUUGUUGCAUCUGAACCCGCCGCUGCUGACGCAUCGAGCUCAGUAGCUGUCGCUUCUGAACCCGCCGCUGCUGACGCAUCGAGCUCAGUAGCUGUCGCUUCUGAACCCGCCGCUGCUGACGGUUCAAACUCAGUAGUUGUUGCAUCUGAACCCGCCCCUGCUGAUGCAUCUAGCUCAGUAGUUGUCGCUUCUGAACCCGCCGCUGCUGAUGCAUCUAGCUCAGUAGUUGUUGCAUCUGAACCCGCCGCUGCUGAUGCAUCGAGCUCAGUAGCUGUCGCAUCUGAACCCGCCGCCGCCGCUGAUGCAUCCAGCUCAGUAGUUGUUGCAUCUGAGCCCGCCGCUGCUGACGCAUCGAGCUCAGUAGCUGUCGCUUCUGAACCCGCCGCUGCUGACACAUCGAGCUCAGUAGCUGUCGCUUCUGAACCCGCCGCCGCUGACGGUUCAAACUCAGUAGUUGUUGCAUCUGAACCCGCCCCUGCUGAUGCAUCUAGCUCAGUAGUUGUCGCUUCUGAACCCGUUGCUGCAGAUGGUUCAAACUCAGUAGUUGUUGCAUCUGAACCCGUUGCCGCUGAUGCAUCAAGCUCAGUAGUUGUUGCAUCUGAACCCGCCGCUGCUGAUGCAUCGAGCUCAGUAGUUGUCGCUUCUGAGCCCGCCGCUGCUGACGCAGCACCCCUUGAUGCAAGCGCUUCCUUAGAUGUUCCUCUUGAACCCGUUUCUACUGAUGCCGCAGCAACUGACGCCUCGUCCGCUGGUGUAUCAGUAGACGCUUCAUCUGUCACAGUACCCAUUGACGCUAAUGCUUCGGUAGCCGCUCCUUCUGAUGUCGUUGGCCCAGUUGACGCAUCUGCUGUUGUAGUUUCGACUGAUGCAGUCCCUGCUGUAGAAACCGUGACUGAUGCAGAUCCCACUAACGUUGCUGGGGCACCUGUCACUGAGGCAGCAGUAAAUGUUAACUCUGAACCAGCUGUUGAUGCCGUAAACACAGUAACUCCUCAAGUUGCACAGGAGAAUACCAACACGCCUAUUGUACCUAAAUCAUUAAAUGGGGAGGAGUUAUAUCCAGUCCCCUUUGAAGCCGGUGCGUCUUUAUUGGAAGUAACAACACAGUAAUGAGGAAUUGUAUUAUAUUUGUAUAAUGUUAUAAUAAGAAUCGAUGUUUCAUGUUUAUUUAAUUAAAUAAGGUCUGGCAUUUUA